AUGCGCAAAAAAUUAAGAGAGGACAUAGCUUUACCUUCAAUUAUGUCGGAACGAAAGGCGAUAAACAAGUACUAUCCACCAGACUAUGACCCGUCAAAAGUUGUUAAGAAAAAGAAGAAUAAUAGCUCAUCAAACCAGACUAUAAAGAUUCGUAUGAUGGCACCGUACUCGAUGCGGUGCCUAAGAUGCAACGAAUACAUCGCAGAGAGAAGAUCUUUCAAUGCCAGGAAGGAGGUUACUAAUGAACGUUAUUUGAAUAUCAAGAUUGUGCGGUUCUACAUUACAUGUCCCGGCUGCAACAAUACAAUCACUUUCAAGACAAACCCCGCCGAAGCUGGAUACACACCAGAAGAUGGUGCUGUACGGAAUUUUGAACCAUCCAAAAAGAAGAGGAAACAAGAGUCAGAGGACGAUUUAUUGAAGCGAUUGGAGACCGAGGAAGAAGAGGAUAAAAAGUAUCAACUAUUAAUGAAGAAACGUAAGAACAAUCCCUUCUGGAAGGAGCAAGACGCGACAGGUGGUGAUGUGAUGGAGAAAUUUGAAAAGAGGUUGAUUGAACAGCAGCGACAACAAGAAUUGAAUGCAGAGCUUGAAGCUAUUCAGCAACAAGUUGAAAGUUCGAAAUCAAAAGGUGGUGAUGAAGUGUUAUCAAAGCUACUUGAGAAGGGAGAGGAGGAAAAUAAGGAAGAGAUUGAGAUUGAGACGGAGCAAAAAGCUGAGGCAAAAACUGAAGCAAAGGAGAAACCUACAAGGAACACCACUAUCGCUUCAUUGAAAAUACCCUCAAAAAUUACUAUACGAAAAAAGACAAAUGGCUUACCAAGCUUAGAUUAUAGUAGUGACAGCGAUUAA
Lodderomyces orthopsilosis Co 90-125 is the source of this 852-nucleotide messenger RNA. Its product is annotated as mRNA splicing protein. Gene Ontology annotation, cellular component: U2-type catalytic step 1 spliceosome. Lineage: Eukaryota; Fungi; Ascomycota; Pichiomycetes; Serinales; Debaryomycetaceae. Gene Ontology annotation, biological process: mRNA splicing, via spliceosome. Bases 1 to 852 code for a protein of 283 amino acids. The record is from RefSeq and is a predicted model, not a curated record. The transcript has a single exon.